Molecule: messenger RNA, 1533 nt
Organism: Paecilomyces variotii
Lineage: Eukaryota; Fungi; Ascomycota; Eurotiomycetes; Eurotiales; Thermoascaceae
Exons: 3
Coding region: 190-1533 (447 amino acids)
Source: RefSeq, a predicted model, not a curated record
CGUCGCCGUCAAAAGCUCCGACGUCCCCCCAUCACGGCGUCAUCGCUGAUCCAUCUCGAUCUUCUGCGCUUCAGACCACCGAUCGAUCAUCAGAUCCGAUGCGGAUAGCACUGCUAUUUCAGCUCCCAGUCCCCCGGCUCUAAUGAGCUCUGCUCCUUGCUUGCUGUUUGAUCCAUUUUCCAUGGCAGGAUGGUGGUGUUUGUCGACUAUGAUCGGGAUACAUACGACGAUGCGUUGUAUCCCCUUCCGGAGCACUCAAGACCUCUGGACGCCUAUGUCGUCCCCAGCAAGCCUCUGCUCUCCAAGCUGACGACUUCUCCCCUCGAAAGUGCUUCUUUUUCUGCCCAACCGGUCUCCCCGAAGCAACAAGGAAGCGGAGCUGCUGGACAGCCUGGGACACGCGACAGCGAGGAGAGCCCCGUCGAAGAACAGCAGAAGCCGAAUGUCAAUGCAUUCUCUGCCGCUCUGAGUUGCUACCCAAUCGUCAAGGAAAUUGCGAAAUCGGUUGACUUGAACACGCUGCAUGCGCUCUCGAGAACAUGUCGUCAGUUUCGCGUGAACCUGCUGCCUUACCGCGACCAGCUGAUCAAGCAGACCCUACGCUGCGAAAACGAAUACAUCGAGACUCUAUCAGACAUGCUAGGCGAUGGCGCUGUCCUGCCGGAUAACCUAAAGAACAUCCUCCGCUUGCUGAGUCGAGACACAGUUGACCUUGGGAAGUUGACCAGCGGCAAAGUUGGGAGAUGCGCCCGGGAUAUGGUUUCUGAAUGCCGGAGAUGCUCGAGGGUUGUGUGUAGGAAUUGCUGUAUCAAACCGCCGAGCAGUGCUAUGCUCAAGAACCGUCUGCGCCGUCUCUGCACAACAUGCCGCACAGCACCGCUCCACUAUCUUUUAACGCAAUAUUCCGCAACGACAGCUGACGACGCGAUCGUAUCGUCUCCUUCUACGGGUUUCACUGCGUCCGCUUUUAUACGUGAACCAUGUUCCUGCGAAGAGGCUGUCUGGCUGUGCCAGCCAUGCGGUCAGACACUUCGCAGCGAUGAUACCACCUACAGACGGGUAUGGACGUGGCGAACUCGUUACAGCACCUACCUUGGAGGAGGCCUAGGCACGGGUAUCGGCGAAGGUUGCCAGGGUGUGAAAUGCGGCCGAGGCGAACAUUGCUUGGCAGCUCAGGAAAUCGAGCUGGAAGUUUGCGACGCAGAUGAACGAGCCGCUGGAGUACACGAUCACCAUGUACACGGCAAUGUGACUUCGCACAACCACGAGCGAUCUGACUCACCCCAUGUCGACUCUCUAGAUAACAGGGACGGUGAGGAACCCGGAUACUUCAAGCAGGAAAUUGUCGGAAUCGGGGGCGUCGUGAAAUGCAAAGCAAAGAAGAGAGUUACAGUUGGGUCGUGUGUCCUCGAAUACGAAGACGAACGGGAGACCGGCAAGUAUUUGAGAAGAGAGGAAAGCGGCCAGGACAGAAGUUGGUGCGGAUGGUGCUGGAGAGUUGUCCCUGGUAAGCAUGACCGGCUUGAGCUGUAA